CUUGCACUCUCAUAUCGUGAAUCAUAAACCCUAACCCCUGAGUUUCCCUUCUCACCUUCUCCUUCUCCACCACUCGGACAUGGCUUCACGGAGACUAUUAUCGUCUCUACUCCGAUCACCCCUCACCCGAUCUCCGCCGCAUUUUCAAUCUCCGAUCUCUUCCCGGCCAUUCUCCUCCCCGAAACUCGCUUCUCCUCCUUCUCCGGCCGCCGGAAUUUCUAAAAUGGAUCCAUUUCGCUGCGUUGCUACGAUCGCGCCUUCUUUCUGUAGCAGGUUUAUGUCGACGAAGAUAAACUCUGUUGAUUCUUCUCAAGGGAGUUCUGCUCGGGAGCCUGAAGUGCCUGAACGCAUCAAAUUUAAGAGAUUAGAUAAAACUGGCAGGCAUAUCAUGCAGAUUUUAGACAAGGAAGCAGUAGAGGAGGUGAAAGCGCAGAGACAGAUGCCUGAUAUAAAGCCCGGUUAUACAGUGCAACUCAAAGUGGAAGUGCCUGAAAACAAGAGGCGUGUUUCUAUUAUAAAAGGCAUUGUUAUUGCUAGGCGUAAUGCUGGCCUCAAUUCAACAUUCAGAAUUAGAAGGAUGGUGGCUGGGGUUGGCAUCGAGAAUCUAUUUCCACUGUAUUCACCAAACAUAAAGGAGAUAAAGGUGAUUGACAAGAAGAAAGUGAGAAGGGCCAAACUCUACUACCUGAGGGAUAGAUUGAACUUUAAAAAAUAACACUGAUCUUCAUUCUAGCGGAAAUUAUUUAUGAUUCAUAAUUUUGUUAUAUGUGGUAUCUGCGUCUAUUCACUGAUCAUAUACUUGCUGCUUUACUGUGCUCAACUAUCUUUGCUCAGUGUACCUUACUAUGUUGUUUAAUUUCAAUCCUUAGAGCCUGUCAUGUUUUUGAAAGGUUAACAUGUAAGAGAUGCAUUCAUGUUAAGAAUUUCUCAAAGCCAUGUUAUAAUUUGUUUCCCUGAUGUAUUGAAUCUGAAAAAUAGGCUUGCAUUUUA
Lotus japonicus is the source of this 990-nucleotide messenger RNA. RefSeq names its product 50S ribosomal protein L19, chloroplastic-like. The transcript is spliced from 5 exons. Gene Ontology annotation, molecular function: ATP binding; ATP hydrolysis activity; structural constituent of ribosome. Gene Ontology annotation, biological process: translation; ATP biosynthetic process. Bases 80 to 715 code for a protein of 211 amino acids. Gene Ontology annotation, cellular component: ribosome. NCBI's taxonomy places the organism in Eukaryota, Viridiplantae, Streptophyta, Magnoliopsida, Fabales, Fabaceae. The record is from RefSeq and is a predicted model, not a curated record.